Molecule: messenger RNA, 4277 nt
Organism: Lolium perenne
Lineage: Eukaryota; Viridiplantae; Streptophyta; Magnoliopsida; Poales; Poaceae
Source: RefSeq, a predicted model, not a curated record
CCUCCGUCUCUCUCAUGUUUGCUGGCGUUCUGUACCCCUUAUCUCCAAACCAGAGGCUCUGGCAUUCUCACUUUCUCCUUGCCCCUCACUUUCUCUCUCUCUCGCCAUGCCAAUAAACCGGAUCUGCACCAUCCCCUUGCCGUUGAUGCCAAGAAUAGCUUGGCGUAGAUACGACUAUCGAUGGAAGGAAGUGCGUGAUAUCAAUGCUUACGCCGUGCUUGUGGCGUAUGUGCUGUCCGCAAUCAGAGGGAUAGGCUUCCUGGUGGUUACAUGGACCACGGUUGUUCUUCUCGGUGGCUUCGUCUCUAUGAUAGAUAAGCACGACUUUUGGCGUCUCACGGUGAUUACACUCAUACAGAUAAUCUGGAUAAAUGCGUCUUUCAUCGAAAGGCUGCAAACUAGUUCUUAUACGUUAUCGAGCUUGAAGAUGGUGAAAAAACUAUUGACGCGCAAGUGGCAGCUGGCUGAUAAUGCACGUAGUGGUCACCUGAAACUAGCAGUCAUUAAGCGAGUUGUUUUAGCGCUACGUGUGGUGGUGGGAUGGGUUCUAGCGCUAGUUCACAGUGUGUUGUUGGUGUUCUGCAUUUCCUUCGGCAUGUGUCUCAUUGUCUUUGGGGUGCUCAUCACCAUUUCGCUUUCGAUCUACGGUUUAGUGAAACACGAUUAUUACCGUGGCACGGCUGAGGGCAGAACAAAUAUGUACCAAGCGCAUAACGUCUUGUACAUCCUGUGUGUGGCCCAAUGUGCACUACAGGAAUGGGGCUAUAUGCCGAGGGCCGGGAACCCUCGGCGUAGCAUGCUUUGGCCCUCGGCGUAGGCUAUGCCGAGGGCCGCCCUCGGCAUAGCUCCUCGGCGUGUAAGUCCCUCGGCAAAGGCACUAUCGCCGUCGGCGUAGUCCGGCCCUCGGCGUAGCACGCUACGCCGACGGCAAAACCCUCGGCAUAGACUUUUAAAAAAUUCAAAUUUCCCAUGUAGUUCCCAGAUUCGGCGGGACACCGUAGGAAGCCGCAUGGAUUCCCAGAUAGCUAGCGCGCACAUAUGGCAUGUGAUAUGGGGUGCGAAGGCGGUGUCCUACCACUACGCACAGGUCUCGCGCAAUACUAAAAUGCUCCCCAUGUAGUUCCUUCACAAAAAAACCUGUUUUGGCACCCCGAAAAUGAAAAAACCAUCGCCCAUGGGUCGGAUUGGAAAUGCGCUCCCGGGGCAUUGCUUCCCAUCCCAGGGACCACGCACGUGCCAAAUAUGGUCUCGUUCCGGCAAACUAUGCGGUGUCACGGGCCGUUUCCUACUCAUUGCCCUAAAAGCCAUAGAAAUCCGGACUUGAUAGCCCUGUUCGUGAAGGGUUUUCCAAAAUAAUUGUCGUAUCCCAAUUCCAUCUUUUGAAGUGGUUACUAGGACACAUAAAAUGAUGUCAUGCGGGUCCGCGAGAUUUUCUGACUUCGUUUAAAUUGCCAUCUGGCUAAAACGGGAACCUGAGAACAUAUAAGAAAGUGAUUGAAUUGUUUCUACGUUAACAUGUUAUUCUACAUGAUUCAAAUAUGCAUGAUUUUGACAUAAACGGAUAGAGGAUGUUUUUCUGAACAUUUUGAUACCUCAUACGCAUUUUUCUGACAUCAUAUGAAUUAGUUAUGAUUUUUACAAAAUUAGACAAAUUUGAAAAAUAGCCUACGCCGAGGGUGGCCGUCGGCGUAGCCCUGUCUACGCCUAGGGCCAAAGAUAUGCCGAGGGCUGCCCUCGGCGUAGAGGUCGCUACGCCGACGGCCACGUUUCGCCGAGUGUUGAAAGGGCAGGUGGCCUGGCUGGGCCAUACGCCGACGGCCCCGACUUUUGGCCGUCGGCGUAUAGCCUGGCCCUCGGCAUAGCCUCCCAUUCCUGUAGUGAAUUGUUCCUAUAUAGAUUCCUCUUGUUGCUAUGUGAGAAGAGGAUAGUGGACCAAGUGAGCCAAGCAUACGGCUUCCAAGAUGGUGAUCGUGCAGUUUGGGGCUACUGUCAACAAAUAAGGUCGGAUUGCAUAAGAAAGCCAUCCUCCGUUAGAGAAAGGAACCUCAUCACUUAUGCGAUAGAACUCAUGGAGUCCAAGUCGCCUAGUAGCUUCCUUUCCGGGACGCUGAUACUGGACAGACUACUCACCAGACAACAUUUGGACAAGAUAAAAGCCCCUGAUUUGAUUGAACAUGAAGAAGAGCAGCAGCAUCAAAUAGAUUUUGUGGACAAGACUAGAGCUCAUCUGAUUAAAAAGGAGAAGACGGAUAAGAGGGAGGAGAGGAGAAAGAAUUUGGAAGAGAGGAAGAUGACGAAAGUGGGAGACAUGAAGAAGAUCAAGGAAAGGAGAAAGAAGAAACAUCAGCAAACGGAGGACGAGAUCAUUGUGCAGCAGUGUAGGGUGAUAAGGCAGCUUUUAGGCUCUGCAUCCGCCACCCACAUUCUCCAAAAACUGCUUGAAACACUGGAUUCAAGACACUCAUAUGACAAAAAGAUGAGGGGAGCCGCUGCGAGGAUAGUGGAUCAUGUUGCCGACAGGAUUCGUUUAGACCAGUUCCCGCGAGGAAUUCAAUCGAUAUCUUCACUCAUCAACUCCUUCGAAGAAUACUAUCAACUCCGACCACGUCAAUCAGCAUCAUCACUGUCACUAAGCACAGACGACACCACCACAAGGCCCCCAGCUUCGUCAAACACAAAGAGAUAUCAUGAUCAAGAAGAACAAGGAAGCAGCAACACUUCGUUGUUUGAUACAGAAUCAGAGUACUCAGAAUCAGACUCGGACAGCGAUGUCGAUCAUUCAUCACCUGAGGCGCUCCAUGGCUACAAAGAAAUGGUGUUGACUGGUUUAAGUAUCCUUUGGAGCCUCGCGGGCAGUGAGGACAACUGUGUGAUCAUAAGCAACACCAAAAAUCUUGUCUCCAAGAUCAUGGUACCCGUUAGCUGCAACCUAGUGCACCGCUCAGGUCAUACUGAAUGGUCUACCAAGGUUUCAGAGAGAUCACUGGGGGUGAUGCUUCGGCUGAUUGUGACAGCCAAGGGAGACACUAGGGCCGACCUGCAUCAACAGAUCACUAGCGACAAGGGGCCAAUCACCACCAUGGAAAGAAUUGUUACCUGUGAAGGAUGUAAAGGCGGAGAGCUGCACAUGAAGGCCAUGCAGAUCCUCACGCAGUUAUGCAUGGACAAAACUGAAAACAGAGGUAAUCUAACGAAGAUGCUCAUAAGAAUCUUCGUUAAUGGUGAUAGCAGCGAUGACUCCAUCAGAAAGACUGCAGGUGAAACACUGGUUGUGUUGUUCCUUAGCACCAAAAGUGUUGGCUCCCUCCUGACCAAGGAAGAAAAUGAUAAGUUUGUCGGUGAUCUUGCUAAAAUACUUUUACAAGUUGGGGACAACGACACAUGCAGUAAAAGUGCAGCAGAAAUUCUGGAGCAUCUGUGUAUACAGUACACCGGGAAUAAACUACUCAAGAAUACUAUAAAGGAUUUGAUGCCAAAGGUGCUGAGAGAAAUACUAUCUGGGUGGACAGGAGAAGAAGGAAAUCCCGGUUAUACAACAUCAAGUACUGACAUCGAAAGCCAAGUCACCAACAACAACGACAAGAACAAUAAAAAAUGUAUUUCCCGCUCUUCUGGGCAAAAGAAACAUCACAAGUUGUAUGUUGCCAUGCUAUCCCUCUGUGUGACGGCAUGUGAGAAACUAAACCUUGAUAUCAAUGCCAUUUCGGUGGGAGAAAAAGACCAAGAAGAUAAAGGAGAACAUGUUGCGUUCAGGUUUGCGAUUAAGAUGGUGCAAAAAAACAGGUAUCUCAUCACCCCCGACAGCCUGAAAGCUAUGAAGCUUACCACUAGGAUGGUGAUAGCAGAAAUAAAGAAACUCAGUGGCCAUGGCACUGUCGUCGAACGAGCUGAUCUGGAGAGCCUCAUGGUCUUGCUGUCCAGCGUAUCAGAGGCCAUGUUGGAUAUCGAGAGUUCCAUGAUUUUCAACACCGGAACGACGACACUGCCUGCUACUACUGACACCCUUGAUUCCCUCGUGAAAAAAGCACAGGAACUCCAUGGAAAAACAAAGAACCCAGAGUCAGAAAUAGUGACAUCUAGCUAGCACAGUGCACACAAAGCUAAAAUAUUUGUCAUGGAUUUUCUUCAGACUUCUUUUUAUGAGAUAUGGAUUGCGUCAACUCAUUCGCCCUUACUGCACUUGUACCAUGUUUCAAGCAUGUCAUGUGUGACUGUGUGAGCACAUUAAAAUUUCUUUUCUUUGGUAUUCAAGUGAUGGAAACUACUCUUUCAAAGUC